Molecule: messenger RNA, 2082 nt
Organism: Lathyrus sativus (Indian pea)
Lineage: Eukaryota; Viridiplantae; Streptophyta; Magnoliopsida; Fabales; Fabaceae
Source: the annotation of a GenBank genome assembly
AUGGAUUAUCCGAUGAGAGUUGCCGGUGGAUUUGAUGAAGAAGACAAUGAUAACUCAAAUAAUGAAAAUAGACCAUCCAACAUGCGUUUUACAACUUAUCAGACAUCCGUACUUGAAAGAUUCAUAGAACAAGAUUGUCAUCCAAGUAAGGAGCAACGAAGUCAAUUAGCUGAAGAGAUUGGGCUUGAGCCCAUACAAGUAAAAUAUUGGUUUCAAAAUAGAAGAACUCUAUUAAAGAAACAAAAUAGUAGAGAAAAUAAUAGUGCUCUUCGUGCUGAGAAUGAUGAUCUUCUUCAUCAAAAUAUUCAUAUGAAAAAGACAUUGAAGGCCAUACUUUGCACAACUUGUGGAGGUUCUCCAGUUCCCUCUAAAGAGCAUGAACUUUCAAUGAAAAAGAUGGCACAGCAAAACACUAGACUUAAAGAAGAGGUCAACAAAGCUUCUAGUCUUUUAGCAAGGUACUCGAGGAAAGAGAUAUCACUAGACGAGUUUAAUCAAUGUCUUGCUCAAACAAAAGCAUUUGCUAGAAAAUUAGAAGUUAAAAUUCCACCCAGGCAAGAAAUUGGUGGAAGUUCAAGUCAUAAUCACAAUCAUGGUAUGCUAGUGAAUGAACCAAAACAAAUUGGUGAUGUGGAAAAAUCAAUAAUAUCUCAAAUUGCAUAUAUUGCAAUGAAUGAAUUAGUGACACUUGCGCGUGUCAAUGAACCUUUUUGGAUGGACUCUUCUAAUGUGGAAGAUGAGAUAUUGACUCUUUCUUAUGAAAUUUAUGAGCAAGCUUUUCCAAAACCAAAUCACUUAAAAAGUGAAAAUGUAGUUAAGGAAUCAUCAAAGUAUACUUCACUUGUCAACAUCAAUAGCAUGGCAUUGAUUGACAUGAUAUUGGAUCCGGUCAAAUGGGUGAAGUUGUUCCCAACAAUUGUUUCGAAAUCUGAAAAAAUUAAAGUGUUUGAAAAAGGAUUGAUGGGAAAUCGAGAUGGAGCAUUGCAAUUGAUGUAUGAGCAAAUGCAUAUUCUAUCACCUCUUGUACGACCUCGUGAAUUUUCCAUAAUUCGCUAUUGUAAGAAAGUUGAUGUUGGAGUAUGGGUGAUAACAGAUGUGUCAUAUGAUUCCUCUCUACGAGAAAUUAGUCCUCUUGCUCGCUCUUGGAAACAUCCGUCUGGAUGCUUGAUUCAGGAAAUGUCUGUCGAUUUUUGUUCGGUUACUUGGGUUGAACAUGUGGAAUCGGAUGAUAAGAUCCAUACACACGACCUAUACAAUUAUCUUAUUGAUAUCAAUAAUUUAUAUGGAGCAAAAAGUUGGGUUAAAGAGAUUCAAAGAAUGUGUGAGAAAUCGGCCAGUUUCUAUGUUAAAAGAAUACCUGACCGAGAAUCUGAAGGAGUGAUCCAAACCAUUGAAGGGAGAAAGAGUGUGAUGAAGCUUUCACACCGAAUGGUUAAGAUGUUUUGUGAAAGUUUAUCCCUAGAAAGUAAAUUGAACUUUCAAAGCUUAAUUGAAGAGAGUAUUGGAGGAAUUAGCAUAUCUAUUGAUACAAAUGCUAGGGAAGGGAAACCAAAUGGCACAAUUAUUUGUGCUACUUCAACACUUUUCAUUCCUCUACCAGCUGAUAAAGUUUUUGAGUUCCUCAUUGAUCAUACCAAAAGAUUUAAGUGGGAUGUACUUGCGUACGAAAAUCCAGUGCAAGAAAUUGCACACAUCUCUAAUGGACAUCCGGGAAAUUUCAUUUCUAUUAUCAAGCCGUCGAUAUUGGGUAUUGAGAACCAGAUGAUGAUUCUUCAAGAAAGCUUCAAAUCACCAGUGGGUUCAUAUGUUAUAUUUACUCCUACUGAUGUUACAUCUCUACAAGUUGCCAUUAAGGGUGAAGACUCAAGAGGAAUGCAUAUUCUCUCUUCUGGUUUUGUUGUGUGCCCAAGUGAAAGAGAAGAUGGAAACUCUAAAGUUGGUUCUUUGUUGACUCUAGCUUACCAAAUUCUGGCCUCUAGCUCAGAAGGAACCAUGAUGUUGAGUACUCAAACUGUAUCAAACGUUAACAACCUUUUGACUACUACCCUUGUCAAAGUGAGAGAUGCACUCAUGAUGAUGUAA